AUGGCCGCCGCGUCCUCGGCCCAGCCUCGUCCAAGGCGCAGCGCCCGCAACUUGAAGCGCGGAAACGACAUCAAGAAGGAAGAGUCUCCCGACGAGUCGGCCGGCGAGCUGCUCAAGGCGACGGCCCCGGCCAAAAGGGCCAGGAAGCGGGUCAAGACGGAGGCGUCCCUUCCACCGCCCAAAGACGAAGAUGUCGACACACCUCUGACUGCGGAUGACAGCGACGACAAGAGGGACAACACCAGCGGUCCCCAGAAAACACCCGCCAAGACGGCCCAGGACCGUGCCGCCCAUCUCCAGGCCCGCAAGCUUAAGUCCUUCUCGGCCUACGCGAGCCAAUCCCCCUUCCGCCACAUGGCGCGCCCGACGCCGCAAGAAUGCCGGCUCGCCCACGGCAUCCUGGCCCGGCUGCAUGGGGAUCGCGUCCGGCCCGACACGGUGGUUGCGCCGACGGGGGCCGCCGGGUGCGGCAACUCGCCGUCCGUGCUCGACGCCCUGGUGCGCACCAUCCUGUCGCAAAACACGAGCGACCGCAACAGCUCGCGCGCAAAGCGCAGCAUGGACGACGUCUACGGCGGCAGCGACCGGUGGGACGCCAUUGUCGACGGCGGCCAGCCGCGGCUGCAAAAGGCCAUCCAGUCGGGCGGCCUGAGUGUCGUCAAGUCAAAGGCCAUCAUGGGCAUCCUGCAGCAGGCAAAGGCCCGCUACGGCGUCUACUCGCUCGACCACCUCUUUGGCGCCUCCGACGACGACGCCAUGCGCGAGAUGCUCUCCUUCCAGGGCGUCGGGCCCAAGACGGCCAGCUGCGUCCUGCUCUUUUGUCUGCGCCGCGCGAGCUUCGCCGUCGACACCCACGUCUACCGCAUCACCGGCCUGCUGGGCUGGCGCCCGCCCGCCGCCUCGCGCGAGGAGGCCCAGGCCCAUCUCGAUGCCAGGGUCCCGCCCGAGGAAAAGUACCCGCUCCAUGUGCUCCUCAUCAGCCACGGCAAGAAGUGCGCCGAGUGCCGCGCCGGCGGCAAGAACCUGGGCCAGUGCGAGCUGAGAAAGGCCUUUCGACGGGGAAAGCUCGAGGGCGAGGCCGGCGAAGACAUGAAGGAGGAGGAGAUGAAAGCGGUGAAGCAGGAGGACGGUCAGGGAGAGUGA
Messenger RNA from Hirsutella rhossiliensis, 1143 nucleotides. Its product is annotated as hhH-GPD superfamily base excision DNA repair protein. NCBI's taxonomy places the organism in Eukaryota, Fungi, Ascomycota, Sordariomycetes, Hypocreales, Ophiocordycipitaceae. Gene Ontology annotation, molecular function: catalytic activity. The record is from RefSeq and is a predicted model, not a curated record. Gene Ontology annotation, biological process: base-excision repair. The coding region runs from base 1 to 1143 and encodes 380 amino acids. The transcript has a single exon.